Molecule: messenger RNA, 1081 nt
Organism: Cynara cardunculus var. scolymus (artichoke)
Lineage: Eukaryota; Viridiplantae; Streptophyta; Magnoliopsida; Asterales; Asteraceae
Product: transcription factor ORG2-like
Exons: 3
Coding region: 55-867 (270 amino acids)
Biological process (GO): regulation of transcription by RNA polymerase II
Cellular component (GO): RNA polymerase II transcription regulator complex
Molecular function (GO): DNA-binding transcription factor activity, RNA polymerase II-specific; protein dimerization activity; RNA polymerase II transcription regulatory region sequence-specific DNA binding
Source: RefSeq, a predicted model, not a curated record
CAUCGAACUUUCUUCAUAAAUCAUUCUGUAAAAUAGAACAGAAAGAAAGAAAAGAUGUUGGUAUUAUCCCCUCCUUUGUUUUCCACAACCUAUCGAUGGCCUUUGGAGGAUUUCGUUACCCAAAAUCUUCAACAGGAUUGUCAUGAUAUUUCCUUAUCAGUUGAAGAAAAUGCAUACCCUUCACUUAUAAAUAUUCCUACAUUUGAUCAUACUCAGCAUGAUUUUGCACCAUCAAGUUCCAUUUCAUAUGGAGGAGCUGUAAACGGCGAUAUUGGUAACCCGAUAAAGGUUGCCAAAAAGCUCAACCACAAUGCUAGUGAAAGAGAUCGUCGUAAGAGGGUUAAUGAAUUGUAUGCAUUUCUUUGUUCACUGCUGCCCAUAUCAAGUGAUCAAAAGAAAAAAGUAAGCAUCCCCGGCAUUGUAUCACACGCGCUAAAAUACAUACCCAAACUGCAGAAGGAAGUGAAGACAUUGAUGCAUAAAAAAGAAAAGCUUUUAUCUUAUUCUUCACCAAAACAUCUGGACAUCAGGAAUCAUAGUGCUAAAGAAGCUAUGAUCCAAACUGUACCAUCAGUAGUUUCUUCUGUGAGUGUCUUAGAUGAGAAAGAAACUGUGAUCCAGCUGAUUUCCUCAACUGGUCAUAUGAACAAAAACAAGGAGAUUGACUUCUUGUCUAAGGCUUUGGAAUACUUAGAGGAGGUAUAUGGGCUUGUUUUGCUAAAUGCUACUACCUUUGAGUGGUAUGGAGACAAGAAGUUCUUAAACACAUUGCAUCUUCAGAUGCAAGGCGAUCAGAAAAUUGAAGCUGAAAAGUUGAAGGAGAAACUAUGCUCAUUCUACCAACAAUAUCAUGAACUUUCACUCUGAUUAGCAUCUGGUGCAGAGAAAUAUAGCUAGCAAUCAGAAAGCGUUAGUUUCUAACUCAAUAAUUGAGUUACAAACUAAAACCUUUUAAGGUGAUCAAGAAAGAGAUCACCAAGAGUGUAAAAAUCUAUUGAUCUGUAUAUACUAGAUGCUUGUGUUAGAGUUUCGGUUUAAAUGGUAUAGAUAUCGAUGUAGAGAACAUGGAAGGAUCGUGAAU